Molossus molossus (Pallas's mastiff bat) is the source of this 13601-nucleotide messenger RNA. RefSeq names its product obscurin, cytoskeletal calmodulin and titin-interacting RhoGEF (gene OBSCN). Lineage: Eukaryota; Metazoa; Chordata; Mammalia; Chiroptera; Molossidae. The record is from RefSeq and is a predicted model, not a curated record. Gene Ontology annotation, biological process: protein phosphorylation. The transcript has 67 exons. Gene Ontology annotation, molecular function: guanyl-nucleotide exchange factor activity; ATP binding; protein kinase activity. Bases 13 to 13497 code for a protein of 4494 amino acids.
AGGCUGAAGACCAUGGAGGUGCUAGAGGGUGAGGGCUGCAACUUUGAGUGCAUCCUGUCCCAUGAAGACAUAGGCGACACUGCCAUGUGGACAGUCGGCGGGAAGACAUUGGGCAGCUCUGGUCGCUUCCAGGCCAUGCGCCAAGGCCGAAAGUACAUCCUGGCUGUGCAAGACGCAGUGCUGGGUGACACUGGGGAGGUGACUUUCUCUGUGCGGGGCCUCACUUCCAAGGCUUCACUCAUUGUCAGAGAAAGGCCGGUGGACAUCAUGAAGCCACUGAAGGACCAGCGGGCCAUACCAGGGGAGGAUGCAAUACUGAGUUGUGAGCUGUCGCGGGCAGACACACCAGUGCGCUGGCUGAAGGAUGGGAAAGCCAUUCGUAAGAGUCAGAAGUAUGACUUGCUCAGCGAGGGCACUAGGGCCAUGCUGGUGGUCCAUGCAGUCUCGCUCAAAGAUUCUGGAGAGUACACAUGUGAGACAGAGGUUUCCAAGAGCACAGCAAGCCUCCAAGUGGAAGAAAAGUCAAAUUGGUUCACAGAGGAGUUGGCUGAUCUGCAGGUGGAGGAGAAAGGCAUGGCUGUGUUUACCUGCAAGACAGAGCACCCUGCAGCCAUGGUAGCCUGGCGAAAGGGCCUCUGUGAGCUGCAUGCCUCAGGGAAGCAUGAACCCAGCCAGGAGGGCGUGACCUUGAGACUUGUGAUCAGCGCCCUGGAAAAGACAGACAGUGACACAUACACCUGCGACAUUGGCCAUGCAAGGUCCCAGGCACGGCUCCUGGUGCAAGCACGGCCGGUGCAGUUCCAGGAGGGGCUGAAGGAUGUGGAGGUGCCGGAAGGUGGCGCUGCCACCCUGCGCUGCAAGCUAUCAUCUGUAGCUGCGCCUGUGGAGUGGCGCUGUGGAAAUGAGUUUCUGAGGCCAGGUGCCAAGUACAGCAUGCGGCAGGAGGGCACCAUGCUGGAGCUGGUAGUCCGGGACCUGCAGCCCCAUGAUAGCGGGCAGUAUGUCUGCUGCUUCGGCGACCAGGCAACCUCAGCCAUGCUGACCGUGAAGGCCCUGCCUGCUGAGUUCAUAGGAAGACUGAGAAGCAAGGAGACCAUGGAAGGGGCCACGGUAAUACUGCAUUGUGAACUGAGCAAGGCGGCUCCUGUGGAGUGGAAGAAGGGGUUCAAGACCCUCAGAGCUGGGGACAGAGUCAGCCUGAGACAGGAUGGGGCCAUGUGUGAGCUGGAGAUUCGUGGCCUGGUGGUGGAAGAUGCCGGGGAGUACUCAUGCAUAUGUGGGCAAGAGAGGACAUCAGCCAUGCUGACAGUCAAGGCCUUGCCUGCCAAGUUCACAAAGUGUCUGAGGAAGGAAGAAGCCACAGAAGGGACCAAGGCCACAUUGCUGUGUGAGCUGAGCAAGGCUGCUCCCGUGGAGUGGAAGAAGGGGCUUGAGAUCCUCAGAGCUGGGGAAAGAAUCAGCCUGAGGCAGGAUGGAACUGUGUGUGAGCUGGAGAUCCGGGACCUGGUUGUAGCGGAUGCUGGGGAGUACUCUUGCGUGUGCGGGCAAGAGAGGACAUCGGCCACACUGACUGUCAGGGCCCCAGAGUUGGUAUUCAGGGAACCCUUGCAGAACCUGCAGGCUGAGGAAGGAACCUGGGCCAGCCUUCGAUGUGAGCUGUCUGAGCCCAGUUCUGUGGUCUGGAGCAAGGGUGGCCUGGAACUACAGGCCAAUGGGCGCUGGGAGCCACGUCAGCAAGGCUGCAUGGUGGAGCUGGUGCUGCGUGACCUGCGCAGGGAGGAUACGGGAGAGUACACUUGCACCUGUGGCUCCCAGGCCACCAGCGCAACCCUUACUGUCACAGCUGCGCCGGUGCGGUUCACCCGGGAGCUGCAGGCCCAGGAGGUGGAUGAGGGCACAACUGCAUACCUGUGCUGUGAGCUAAGCCGGGCAGGUGCCAGUGUGGAGUGGCGCAAAGGCUUGCUGCAGCUCUUCCCCUGCGCCAAGUACCAGAUGGUGCAGGAAGGCGUUACUGUGCAGUUGCUGGUGCAUGGUGCUGAGCAGGAGGACACUGGCCACUACACCUGCGACACAGGCCAUGCACAGAGCACUGCUAGACUCUCAGUCAGAGCUCCCAGGCCCAUGUUCCAGACUGAGCUGCAGGGAGCAGAGCAGGAGGUGGGCAGCCUGGUCCGGCUGUGCUGCCAGCUGAGUGAGGUGGAGCCUGGGGCCCCUGUGCAGUGGUUCAAGGAGGGUGUUGAGCUGCACUCAGGCCCCAAGUAUGAGAUGCGUCACGAGGGGGCCAUGUGUGAGCUGCUGAUCCACGUGCUCGAGGCCAAGGACUCCGGCGAGUAUGCCUGUGUGGUGGGUGGCCAGAAAACCAUGGCUUCUGUCAAGGUCAGAGCCCCCGAGGUGACCAUUCUGGAGCCCCUGCAGGAUGUGCAGCUCUGCGAGGGCCAGGAUGCCCAUUUCCGAUGCCAGCUGUCCAGGGCCUCCUGCCAGGAGGCUCGCUGGACCUUGGGAGGGGUGCCCCUGCAGGCCAACGAAAUGAAUGACAUUACAGUGGAGCAAGGCACAUUCCACUCGCUCACUCUUCACAAGGUGACCCUCGAGGAUGCUGGAACCAUCGGUUUCCAAGUGGGCUCAUGUAGUUCAGAGGCCCAGCUGAAGGUCACAGCCAAGAACACAGUGGUGCGAGGCCUGGAGAACGCAGAGGUGCUGGAGGGAGGUGAAGCUCUGUUUGAGUGCCAGCUGUCCCAGCCAGAGGUGGCCACCCACACCUGGCUGCUGGAUGACCAGCCUGUGCACAGCUCGGAGAAUGCUGAGAUGGUCUACUUUGAGAAUGGUCUGCGGCACCUGCUGUUGCUCAAAAACCUGAAGCCUCAGGACAGCUGCCGAGUGACCUUCCUGGCUGGGGAUGUGGUGACAUCAGCGUUCCUCACAGUCAGAGGCUGGCGCCUGGAGGUCCUGGAGCCCCUGAGAGAUGUGGCCAUUCAGGCAGGAAGGCAAGCCCACUUCAGCUGCACGCUCAGUGAGGCUGUGACGGUGGGCGAGGCGACCUGGUACAUCAAUGGGAUUGCAGUACAGCUGGAUGACCCAGACUGGACUGUUACUGCAGAUGGCAGCUACCACACUCUGCUGUUGCACUGCGCUGGGCCACACCACGCAGGCGAAGUCACCUUUGCUGCCCGCGAUGCUGUGACCUCCGCGCAGCUUACCGUGCUAGGCCUCCCAGAUCCCCCGGAGGAUGCCGAAGUGGUGGGGCACAGUGACCGCUCCGUAACACUCUCUUGGGUGGCACCCGCAAGCGAUGGCGGCGGCGGCCUCUGUGGCUACCGGGUAGAGAUGAAGGCAUCAGCCACUGGUGAGUGGCAGCUGUGCCACGAGCUGGUGUCCGAGCCAGAGUGCACUGUGGAUGGCCUGGCCCCUGGGGAGACCUACCGCUUCCGCGUGGCAGCGGUGGGCCCUGCAGGCGCUGGAGAGCCCGUGCACCUGCCCCAGACGGUGAGGCUUGCAGAGCCCCUGGAACCCCCGCCUGUACCCCUGGCUCCGGAGAGCCGGCAGGUGGCAGCCGGGAAGGAUUUGCGUCUGGAUUGUGAGGUGGUGGAAGCUGGUGAGGUUAUCUGGCUGAAGGGAAAGGAACACAUCCAGCCCGGCGGGCGCUUCCAGGUUCUUUGCCAAGGUGGGCAGCAGACGCUGGUGAUCCGGAGCUUCUCAGCAGAGGACCAAGGUGAAUACCGCUGCGCCCCUGCCAGGAACCCCAUCUCUGCUGCUGCAAAGACCUUCCAGGUGGUACUGACACCAGGAUCCAGGGAUGAGGCCCCUGCACAGCCCAGCCUACCUCCUGAGGCAGCCCAGGAGGGUGAUCUGCACCUGCUAUGGGAGGCCCUUGCUCGGAAGCGCCGCAUGAGCCGUGAACCCACACUAGACUCCAUCAGUGAGCUACCUGAGGAGGACGGGCGCCUGCAGUGCCAGCGGCAGGAGGCAGAGGAUGUAGCUCCUGACCUAUCAGAGGACUACUCCACAGCUGACGAGCUGGCACGCACUGGUGAGGCUGACCUCUCCCACACCAGCUCUGACGACGAGUCCCGGGCAGGUACUCCUUCCCUGGUCACCUACCUCAAGAAGGCUGGGAAGGCUGGCACCUCUCCACUGGCCAGCAAGGUUGGGGCCCCAGCAGCCCAUUUUGGGAAGCUGCAGAAGCGGCAGGAACAGCUGGCCACAGUGCACUCACUAUCAGGAGACCUGAGCAUUGAGGACCUCAGUGACCCAUCCCUGGACAAGGCAGCUGUGAAGAUCCAGGCUGCCUUCAAGGGUUACAAGGUGCGGAAGGAGAUGAGGCAGCAGGAGGGGCCUUUGUUCCGUAGCACAUUUGGGGACACCGAGGCACAGGUGGGUGACGUUUUGCAUCUGGAGUGUGUGGUGUCCAGCAAGGCAGACGUGCAAGCUCGCUGGCUGAAGGACGGUGUGGAGCUGACUGACGGCCGGCACCACCAUAUUGAUCAGCUCGGGGAUGGUACCUGUUCUUUGCUGGUCACUGGUGUGGGCCAUGCUGAUGCCGGCUGCUACACCUGCCAGGUGAGCAGCAAGUUUGGCUGUACGGUCCACAGUGCCCAUGUGGUUAUCAGUGGGACAGAGAGUGAGGUUGAGAGCUCCUCUGGAGGUGAACAGGAUGACGCCUUCCGCCGGGCAGCCCGGCGGCUGCACCGUCUGUUCCGCAUCAAGGGCCCAGCUGAGGUUUCAGACGAAGAGAUCUUCUUGAGUGCAGAUGAGGCCUCUUCAGAGUCUGAGGAGCAUGGGGACUGGCAGAGGUACCGCGAGGACGAGCACUUGGUCUGCAUCUGCUUUGAGACACUGGCCGAGGCCCGCCAGGCAGCCACCCACUUCCAGGAGAUGUUCAGCAUGCUAGGCAUUGGGGUGGAUAUCAGCCUGUUGGAGCAGGGACCCCGAGGAGUGGAGAUACGCAUCGCCAAGGUGGCCCUCGCUCCCACAGUGCCUUUGGAGCCAGUGCCCAGCUUGCGGACUGUAGAGGCUGCCCCGGUGUUCCUGACUGAGCUUCAGAAUCAGGAGGUGCUGGAUGGGUACCCUGUGAGCUUCGACUGUGUGGUGACAGGCCAGCCCAUGCCCAGCGUGCGCUGGUUCAAGGAUGGGAGGGUACUGGAAGAGGACGACCACUAUAUGAUCAGUGAUGACCAGCAGGGUGGCCACCAGCUCAUCAUCACGGCUGUGGUGCCUUCAGACAUGGGUGUCUAUCGCUGCCUGGCUGAGAACAGUAUGGGUGUGUCCUCCACCAAGGCUGAGCUCCGAGUGGACUUGACCAGCACUGACUAUGACACUGCUGCGGAUGCCACAGAGACCUCAUCCUACUUCAGUGCCCAAGGCUACCUGUCCAGCCACGAGCAGGAGGGUGCAGAGUCUACAUCAGAGGAAGGACAACUGCCCCAGGUAGUGGAGGAGCUGAAAGACCUCCAGGUGGCCCCUGGUACACACCUGGCCAAGUUCCAGCUCAAGGUGAAAGGCUACCCAGUGCCCCGCCUGUACUGGUUCAAAGAUGGGCAGCCUCUGGCUGCUUCUGCGCACAUUCGUAUGGUGAACAAGAAGACGCUGCACACCCUGGAGGUCCUCUCGGUCACUAGUGAGGAUGCUGGCCAGUACUCAGCCUACAUUAGCAACACUGUGGGCGCUGCCUAUUCGUCUGCUCAGCUGCAGGUCCAAGGCCCUAAUGACCCGGAGGAGAAGUCAGCAGCAGCAGCCUCCAGUGUCUCCCCAGAUGUGCAGCAACAGCUGGUGCCACCCCGAUUCCUGGAGAAGUUCACCUCUAAGAAGGUGAAGAAGGGCUCUAGCAUCACUUUCUCUGUGAAGGUUGAAGGUCUCCCAGCCCCGGCUGUGCACUGGCUACGGGAGGAGGCAGAGCAGGUGCUGUGGAUUGGUCAGGACACACCAGGCUACACUGUGGCUGGCUCAGCCCAGCAGCACAGCCUGGUCCUGCUGGACGUGAGCCUACAGCACCAGGGCACCUACACCUGCAUUGCAUCCAACACUGCUGGCCAGGCCCUCUGCUCCGCCAGCCUGCAUGUCUCUGGCUUGCCCAAGGAGGCGGGAUCAGUGGGAGAGAUAGCUGGGGUGAAGGAGGCCCUCAUCUCCACUUUUCUUCAGGGGACCCAAGCCAUCUCUGAACAGAUGCCGGAACCUGUGGAUUUCACCAACCUUGCUGGGCAGAAAGGAGAGCCCCUGGCGGCUGAGGCCCAUGGCCAUUUGUCCCUGGCCGAGGUGGGCACAGAGGAGUUCCUGCAGAAAUUGACCUCACAAAUCACGGAGAUGGUGUCAGCCAAGAUUACCCAGGCCAAGCUGCAGGUGCCGGGAGGUGACAGUGAUGAGGAGUCCAAGACACCAUCUGCAUCCCCCCGGCAUGGCCGCUCACGCCCCUCCUCCAGCGUCCAGGAGUCAUCCUCAGAGUCUGAAGACGGGGACUCCCGGGGGGAGAUCUUUGACAUCUAUGUGGUCACUGCUGACUACCUGCCACUGGGAGCUGAGCAGGAUGCCAUCUCAUUGCGGGAGGGCCAAUAUGUGGAGGUGCUGGACUCGGCCCACCCUCUGCGUUGGCUUGUGCGCACCAAGCCCACCAAGUCCAGCCCCUCACGACAGGGCUGGGUGUCCCCUGCCUAUCUAGAUAGGCGGCUCAAGCUGUCACCUGAGUGGGGGCCCGCAGAGGCCUCUGAGUUCCCUAGGGAGACUGUGUCUGAGGAUGAGUACAAGAUGCGGUUGAGCUCCAUCAUCCAGGAGCUGCUGACCUCUGAGCAGGCCUUUGUGGGCAAGCUACAGUUUCUGAAGAGCCAUCACAUGCAGCACCUUGACCACUGCCCCCAUGUGCCUGCCACUGUGUCUAGCCAAAAGGCCAUCAUCUUCCGCAAUGUGCAGGAACUCGGCCAAUUCCACAGCAGCUUCCUGCAGGAGCUUCAGAGCUGUGACACAGAUGAUGAUGUGGCCAUGUGCUUCAUCAAAAACCAGGUGGCCUUUGAAAAGUAUCUGGAGUUCCUGGUUGGCCGAGUACAGGCUGAGUCGGUGGUGGUCAGCACGGCUGUGCAGGAAUUCUACAAGAAAUACUCGGAGGAGGUGCUGUCAGCCACUGACUCCUCACAGCCGCCCCCGCCACCAUUACAGCACUUUCUAGAGCAGCCCGUGCAACGGAUUCAGCAGUACCAGGCCCUGCUCAAGGAGUUGAUCCGCAACAAGGCACGGAACCGGAAGAACUGUGCGCUGCUGGAGCAGGCCUAUGCAAUGGUGUCAGCUCUGCCACAGCGUGCUGAGAACCAGCUACAUGUGUCGCUCAUGGAGAACUACCCGGGCACCCUGGAGGCCCUGGGCGAGCCUAUCCGCCAGGGUCACUUCAUUGUGUGGGAGGGGGCACCAGGUGCACGGAUGCCCUGGAAGGGCCACCACCGCCACGUCUUCCUGUUCCGCCACCACCUGGUGGUCUGCAAGCCUAGGAGGGACUCACACACCGACACUUUUAGCUACGUGUUCCGGAACAUGAUGAAGCUGAGCAGCAUUGACCUGAAUGAGCAAGUGGAGGGGGAUGACCGUGCCUUUGAGGUGUGGCAUGAGCGGGAGGAUUCAGUGCGCAAGUACCUACUGCAGGCUCGGACUGUCAUCACCAAGAAUGCCUGGGUGAAGGAGAUCUGUGGCAUCCAGCAGCGCCUGGCCCUGCCUGUCUGGCGGCCCCCAGAUUUCGAGGAAGAACUAGCUGACUGCACAGCCCAGCUGGGUGAAACAGUCAAGUUGGCCUGCCGUGUGACGGGCACACCCAGACCCAUCAUCAGCUGGUACAAAGAUGGGAAGCCAGUAGAGGUAGACCCUCACCAUAUCCUCAUUGAAGACCCUGAUGGCUCAUGCACCCUCAUCCUGGACAACCUGACUGGCAUUGACUCCGGCCAGUACAUGUGCUUUGCGGCCAGCGCUGCUGGCAAUGCCAGCACCCUGGGCAAGAUCCUGGUGCAGGUCCCCCCGCGGUUUGUGAACAAGGUCUGGGCAGGGCCUUUUGUGGAGGGAGAGGACACCCAGAUUACCUGCACCAUUGAAGGUGCUCCACACCCUCAGAUCAGGUGGUACAAGAAUGGGGCCCUGUUGACCCCUGGCAACAAGUACCAGACCUUGAGUGAGCCAUGCAGUGGCCUGCUUAUGCUGGAGAUCCGGGAGACCAGCAAGGAGGACCUGGGCUACUACGAGUGUGAGCUGGUGAACCAGCUGGGCUCCAUACGAGGUGGCGUAGAGCUGUGCUUGCAGGAUCCAACACUGCAGGCUGGGGAACAGCGCCACCGCCGGGAGCACAUCGCCAUGGUGGAAGGUGCUGCUGUCCCACCCCCAGCUGCCCUGGAGCAAGUGGACCAGGAAAUCAUGUCUGUCCAGAGGACACUGGUGGGCCCUGAGGCUCCAGGAACCUCUGCAGUGAACAAUGCAGGUCCAGGCCCCAGGGGGCCACUUGCUCUCCAGGAGGCCAGCUCCCAGCUCCUAGGCACUGAGGCUGCAGAUGAAUCUGAGUCUGGGAACGUGCCUCAGUCUUUCCCUCAUGGAAGCCAGGAUCAGGACUUGGGGGCUCCCACCGCGGCUCACAGGUGCAUCGUGCCCAUCAGGAUGGAUAGCGCGGCCUGGCCAGGAACAGAAGCCACUGAGCCCUGGGAUGUCUGCAGCCACAUGUUCACAGAGACCACACGCCAGACAUACGUGUACCAGGCCAGCGACAUGGGUGACGCAAGACCCCCAUCCAUGCAGGUCACCAUCGAGGAUGUGCAGGCACAGGGGGGCAACACAGCAAAAUUCCAGGCGGUCAUCAAGGGCAACCCACAGCCCACAGUGACCUGGUAUAAGGACAGCAUCCAGCUGCUGGACAGUACACGACUCAGCCAGCAGCAGGAAGGGACAACCUAUUCCCUAGUGCUCAGGAAUGUGGGCCAGCAUGAUGCUGGUGUCUAUACCUGCCUGGCCCAAAAUGCUGGUGGCCAGGUGCUGUGCAAGGCAGAGCUGCUGGUGCAUGGAGGGGACAGAGAACUGGAUUCAGAGAAGCAAAGCUAUCAGAGAAAACUGCACUCUUUCUAUGAAGUCAAGGAAGAGAUUGGCAGGGGUGUGUUCAGCUUCGUGAAGAGGGUGCAACAUAAGGGCAACCAGAUGUUCUGCGCUGCCAAGUUCAUCCCCCUGCGGAGCAGGACACGCACCCAGGCUUACCAGGAGCGGGAUGUACUGUCAGAGCUGAGCCACCCAUUGGUCACCAUGCUGCUGGACCAGUUUGAGACUCGCAAAACUCUCAUCCUUGUCCUGGAGCUGUGCUCAUCAGAGGAACUACUGGACCGCCUGUUCAAGAAGAGUGUGGUGACAGAAGCUGAGGUCAAGGUCUACAUCCAGCAGCUGGUGGAGGGAUUGUACUACCUGCACAGCCACAGCAUCCUCCACCUGGACAUAAAGCCCCCCAACAUCCUGAUGGUGCAUCCUGCUCGGGAAGACAUUAAAAUCUGCGACUUUGGCUUUGCCCAAAAAAUCACCCCGGCAGAGCCAAAGUAUAGCAAGUAUGGGUCCCCUGAGUUUGUGUCCCCUGAGAUCAUCAAUCAGACCCCUGUGAGCGAGGCCUCUGACAUCUGGGCUAUGGGGGUCAUCUCCUACCUCAGCCUGACCUGCUCAUCCCCAUUUGCUGGUGAGAGUGACCGUGCAACCCUCCUGAACGUGCGGGAGGGGCGGGUGUCCUGGAGUAGCCCAGUGGCUGCACACCUCAGCCAGGAUGCUCAGGACUUUAUCAAGGCCACCCUGCAGAGGACCCCAGAGAACCGCCCCAGUGCAGCCCAGUGCCUUGCCCACCCCUGGUUCCUGAAGUCCCUGCCGGCAGAGGAGGCCCACUUCAUCAACACCAAGCAACUCAAGUUUAUCCUGGCCCGCAGCCGCUGGCAGCGCUCCCUGAUGAACUACAAAUCCAUCCUCGUGAUGCGUUCUAUCCCAGAGCUGCUCCAGGGCCCGCCAGAUAGUCCAUCUCUUGGAGUGGCCCGGCACCUGCACAGUGAUGUCAGCGCCUCUUCUAGUAGCUCCUCAUCCUCUGACAAUGAGCUGGCACCCUUUGCCCGAGCCAAGUCACUUCCACCCUCUCCCGUGACCCACUCCCCGCUUAUGAACCCGAGGGGUUUUCUGCGGCCGUCUGCUAGCCUGCCAGAAGAGACCGAGCCCUGUCCUCCCCUGGAGGCAGCACUUCUGCCUGCAUUACCCCAGGGCACAGUGCCCCCAGCUGCCCCAGGCUGUGUGCCCAGGCAGAGUGUCAUCUGCAGCCUGUUCUACCAGCAGGCAGGCCAGAGCCUGGAGCAUAGGGCUCCAGCCAUGGGCAGCCGGCGGGUCCCCCUGCGGAGUAGGCACCUGCUCAAGGGCGGCUACUUCUCGGGCACCCUGCCUAGCCUGCGAGAGCCACUGCUGGAGUACCGUGUGCUGGAGGAGGAAGCCACCCGAGAGGAGCAGACUGCUCUGAUGGCCAAGGCACCCUCCUUUGAAACUUCCUUGCAGCUGCCCAGCAUCAGCACCAGUGCUCCUGGGGGACCCUGCCACAGCCAUUCUCUGGACUUCAACUGUCCACGUUGGGCCAGCCCCUCUGCAGAGGCCUGUCAUGAGGUGCAGUGUCCCUCACCCACCCUCUGGGGCCUCCAGGCUGAAACCAGAGAGGAGAGUGUGCCCAGAGAGGUGGAAGGUACCAUAGAAAUGGACACUCUGAAAUGGCCAAGACUAUUUUCAUCUACUGGUGGAGAUACUUGCCUUGAAGAGCAAGAGGGGUCAUCCCAGGACAGCUGUGGGAAGCAGACAGCUCCUUUUUGUUACCCCAAGUGGGGUUCUGCCCCUGGGAAGGGCUGUGAUCCCCCUGGGGCUGAUGUACAUCAAGCUCCUGGCUCUCUUCCUCCAGGGAGCUGUCUGGAGGCUCUCUUGGCAACCCCAAGCCCCUUCCUCUCCCAAGAGCCCCAGGGUCUCUCCUCCCCAGCUCAAUCAAGCCUCCAGUCAAACUCUAGGAGGCAGCUGGAGGCCACCAUUUUCCCUGGGAGGCCCAGUCUCCCCAGCUCUCCAGGGCCAGCCUCCUUAUCUGGCAUAGAGCCUGGCUUUUCCCUAGACACUGAGGAUCUAGGGCAGGAGACAGAGGGUCUUUCUGAGUCUGAGCCUAGCCCACCUCAGCCUCAGGAGCAGGCCACCUCACGAAAGUUCUCCCUUGGGCACCACGGAGGUUAUGCAGGGGUGGCUGGCUAUGGCACCUUUGCCUUUGGUGGGGAUGCGGGAGGCAUGCUGGGACAGGGGCCCCUGUGGGCCAGAAUGGCCUGGGCUACUUCUCAAUCCUUGGAGGAAGAAGAUGAAACAGGGGCCCAGAGUGCACUCCCACAGGCCAGCAUGGUGCCUCUGCCAGAGGGCAGUAGGGGCAGGGGAUCCCAAGUGUCACUGGUACAGAUCCAGGACCUGUCAGGGGACAUGGAGGCAGCAGACAACAUGUCUUUGGAUAUAUCAGAGGUAGAGCCUGCCUACCUCAACCUGUCGGACCUGUAUGACAUCAAAUACCUUCCAUUUGAGUUCAUGAUCUACAGGAAGAUCCCCAAACCAGAGCUGCUGCCUUCCCCAGAGUCGGAGGCCAGGGAGGAGCUGGCUGAACUCUCAGAGGCCUCAUGGUCCUGGCAGGGCAUGCUGGGCCUGCCUGCUGGCCUGGAGAUCAGGGAGGAGCUGGAGGACAGGGAGGCCCUGCUCAUGGAGGAAGGUGACAGCAGGAAGCACAAGUGGUCAUCCCCCUCCGGGGGCCUUCUGCACUUUCCUGGGAGUCAUGCCCUGCUGGAGGAGCCUGUGGAGAUGGGGCUGUGCCAGAGGGUGAGGGCCUCAGUGGCCCAUAUCUCCAGCCUCCUGAGGGGCAGGCCUCAAGGUCCUGAGAAGGAGGGGUCCCCCAGGAAGAAGGCAGGCCUACCUUCCUUCUGGCUGUCAGGUCUGAAGAGCAGAGACCAAGCUCCAUCUUUCCUGAGGGAGCUUGCAGAUGAGACAGUGGCCCUGGGCCAGUCUGUGACUCUUGCCUGCCAGGUGUCGGCCCAGCCAGCUGUACAGGCCACCUGGAAGAAAGAUGGGGCCCUCCUGGAGACCAGUGGACGCCUUCUUAUUUCCUCCACACUAAAAAAUUUCCACCUCCUGACCAUCCUGGUGGUGACCACUGAGGACCUAGGUGUGUACACAUGCAGUGUGCACAAUGCGCUGGGCAUGGCAACCACCACAGCUGUUCUCCGGAAGGCAGAGCGCCCCUCAUCCUCCCCACGCCCAGACAUCGGGGAGGUAUAUACUGAUGGGGUGCUGCUGGUUUGGAAACCCAUGGAGUCCUAUGGCCCCGUGACCUACAUCGUGCAGUGCAGCCUGGAAGGUGGCAGCUGGAGCACGCUGGCAUCAGACAUCUUUGAUUGCUGCUACCUGGCCAGCAAGCUUUCGAGAGGUGGUGUGUACACCUUUCGGACUGCAUGCGUCAGCAAGGCCGGCAUGGGUCCCUACAGCAGCCCCUCGGAGCAGGUCCACCUGGGAGGGCCCAACCACCUGGACUCUGAGGAGGAGAGCUGCCCUGCACCGCCAGCCCAUCAGCUCCCCAGUACACAGACCUUCGCCUUCCAGACACAGAUCCGAAGGGGCCGCUUCAGUGUGGUGAGGCAGUGCUGGGAGAAGGCCAGCGGGCGUGAGCUGGCAGCCAAGAUCAUUCCCUACCAAACAGAAGACAGGAUGGCAGUGCUUCUCGAGUAUGAGGCCCUCAAGAGCCUGCGCAACCCGCACCUGGCCCAGCUGCAGGCUGCCUACCUCAGCCCCCGGCACCUGGUCCUCAUCUUGGAGCUAUGCUCUGGGCCAGAGCUGCUCCCCUGCCUGGCUGAACGGGCAUCCUAUUCAGAAUCUGAGGUGAAGGACUACCUAUGGCAGAUGUUAAGUGCCACCCAGUAUCUGCAUGCACAGGGUAUCCUGCAUCUGGACCUCAGGUCUGAGAACAUGAUCGUCACUGAGUACAACCUACUCAAGGUGGUCGACUUGGGCAAUGCCCAGAGCCUCUCCCAGGAGAGGAUCCUGCCCUCAGAGAGGUUCAAAGACUAUGUGGAGACCAUGGCCCCAGAACUCCUAGAAGGCCAGGGUGCCGUCCCACAGACUGACAUCUGGGCCAUCGGUGUGACAGCAUUCAUCAUGCUGAGUGCAGAGUACCCAGUAAGCAGCGAGGGCAUGCGAGACAUGCAGAAAGGCCUGCGCAAGGGGCUUAUCUUGCUGAGUCGCUGCUAUGCAGGGCUUUCUGGGGGAGCCGUGGCCUUCCUUCAGAGUACACUUUGCACACACCCCUGGGGCCGGCCAGGCGCAUCCAGCUGCCUUCAGUGCCCAUGGCUGACUGAAGAGGGCCCAGCUUGCACCCAGCCCUCUGCUGUGACCUUCCCUACUGCACGUCUGCGCACCUUUGUGCGGGAGCGUGAGAAGAGGCGGGAGCUGCUGUACAAGAAGCACAACCUGGCCCAGGUGUGCUGAGUGCUUGGUCCUGCCCUUCAGGGUGUGUGGGGGGUGAUGGGGAAGAUUGCACUGUUAAGCCGCACACCUGGCCUGACCUCCACACACUGUAUAUGCACAGACAC